CACAACAGUGUCUGUUUUGAAUGAGUUCACUUGGAUGGGAAAGCUUCACUGUGCUGACGUUUUUCGUUUGCUGUACAUGUGGCAUAUAUUACUAAAAGCUCUCCUGGAGAAAGAUAACACUUGUAUUAUGAACACCAAAACUUCCCUGCUGGGUUAGUCACGCUAAAAUACCACAGAUUUGUAUCGAGUGAAGGCAAUUAGAAAUUGGUCCUUAAAACAUGACGGAUCUGAGGAUAGUCUUUGCGAAAUCUUUGUUCGUUUUUUUAUGUUGUACUUUGAGCGAAGUUUCGUCUGAUGACUUGAAAGUCUUAACGAUUGGUUCCUAUUCACCAUUAAGCGGACCUUGCUGGGACGGUGGAUUUGCUGUUAAGUUGGUAAUGGAUUUAGCUCUGAAACAAAUCAAUAACCGAAAAGAUGUCUUACCUGGAUAUAGACUGGAGAUGGUAUUGAACGAUACAAAGUGUGACCCUGGAGUGGGAAUGCAUAUGCUAUACGACCACAUCUACAAAGAGCCGAACAAAAUAAUGCUUCUCGGGGCAGCUUUCUCUCCAGUCUCUCAGCCGAUAGCCGAAACCGCUAAAUUUUGGAAUUUAGUACAGGUGUCCUACGCGUCCACGUCUCCAGCUUUAAGCAACCGUGAACUUUACCCUCGAUUUUUCCGCACUAUUUCGUCAGACUUAGCGUUCAACCCAGCACGUGCCGCGCUCUUGUCCAAGUACGAUUGGAAAAGAGUCGCCACACUACAUCAGAACGAACCAUCGGGAAUAUUUUCACAGCCCACAAAAGAACUGCAUAAGCUACUUGCUAAAAUGAAGGUUGAGGUUGUAGCAGGAGAAAGCUUCACCGGGAAACCAGCUCGCCAGUUAGCGAACAUCAUGGAAAAAGGAGCGAGGAUCAUCAUCGGAAGUUUCUACGAGUCUGGUGCGAGACAAGUUUUCUGCGAGGCUUACAAAAAACAAAUGUUUGGCGAGCGAUUCGUAUGGAUAAUCAUCGGGUGGUACGAUGACAAUUGGUGGAAGAAACGACUGGAUGAGGAGAAUGUCGAUUGCUCUCCAAGUGAGAUGAGCCAGGCAGUGAAAGGAUAUCUUGCGACAGAUCAUAUGAAGCUCAAUGAAGAUGACAUAACUUCUCAGAACAAGACUAUAUCUGGCUGGACUGCUCAACAAUAUGCAAAUAAAUUCAAGAACUUAACUAACAUAAGCGCAGUUCACGAGUCCUCUUUUGCAUAUGACGCGACCUGGGCGAUCGCUUUGGCCCUCAACAAAUCCAUACAGCGGCUUGCAGACCGUGGGAAAUUUUUGGAAAAUUUCACUUACACAGACAAAGAAAUGGCAGACGUCGUUCAAGAAGCGCUUAAGAAUACCAGCUUUUUGGGUGUUACGGGUCCCGUGUCCUUCACAGAGAAUGGAGAAAGAAUUGGAUACAUCCAAAUCGAACAGCUACAAGGUGUUGAAAGCAAACGAGUUGCUGUCUACGACCCCGCCACUGAUUCUGUCAUCAUGAAUAAGAAAGAACCUAUUAGGUGGCAAGGCUCUGGACCACCACGAGACCGUACUAUCACGAGCGAGAAGCUGAAAUUCAUUUCUAGAGCACUCUAUGGCUUCAUGGCAACUUUAGCUGUUCUUGGAAUUUUCCUUGGACUUGUGUUUCUCCUAAUAAACUUUUGGUAUCGAGAAAGAAGGAUAAUAAAGAUGUCUAGCCCUCGCCUCAACAACGCUAUCGUGGUGGGUUGCAUGAUGACUUAUUUCUCAGUGAUUCUAUUUGGAUUGGACGGCGGCUUGAUAUCUACUGAGGAAUACGGGAAAGUCUGCAUUGCUCGGGCUUGGGUCAUGUCCAUUGGCUUCACUCUAGCAUUUGGUGCAAUGUUCGCUAAAACAUGGCGUGUCCAUGCCAUCUUUAAAAGUAUAACUCCCAAGAAGAAGGUUAUUCGUGAUGAGCAUUUGUUCCUGAUAGUUGGAGCCAUUGUGUUGUUAGAUAUUCUUCUCUUGUCUUUGUGGAGUGGGAUCGAGCCAAUGCACACAGGCUAUCAGAGAUUUAUAGAAGAGAUGCGACUGGAGGACGAUACGGAAAUCAUUCCUAAGCUGGAGCAUUGUGAAUCGAAGAACCUUUCUUAUUGGCUGGGAGCUGUGUACGCUUUCAAAGGCCUCCUACUGGUCUUUGGAGUCUUUCUCGCGUGGGAAACACGCGCGGUUACAAUUCCAGCCUUGAACGACUCGCGUUAUAUUGGGAUGUCUGUUUAUAAUGUUGUAAUACUCUCUAUUCUCGGAGUGGCUAUCACCUCCGUUAUUCGAGAUCAUCAAGAUGCAACGUUUGCCAUAACAGCCGUAUUUAUCAUUUUUUGCACAACUCUGACCCUCUGUUUUGUAUUUGUGCCAAAGGUUAUACAGCUGUGUUCACCUGAUGGUGGAAACGAGGCUAGCAAUACACGCAAAAGCACUGCCAAUAAUCCAGAUUCUCUUUCAACCAUGGACAAGAAUGCAGUGAAUAUGACCACGGAAAACUCAAAGCUAAAGAAACAGUUGGCCGAGCGGGAGCAACACUUUAUGGAUCUGAAAAGACUUUUAGAGACCGUAGCACCAGACUUAAUUGACGAUAAAGAGAAGAAAUUUAAGAAGAGGCAGUCAUUGGUGACAUUCAGAAAACCCGAACCGUCCUACACCAAUGAUAACUACGAGUCCGACGAGCGAAUUUCAAGUGACAAGGGCUCAGGAAAGAAGACGACAAACUCUUCUGAUAGUGGAGUGAAAAUUUAACAGAAAAUACGACCGAAGCGUUCAAUGAGUUGGUCGAAAAGCUAGAAUACACCCAACCAAGAAAAAACAUAGCUUGGUUUCCCUGAAUAGUUUCCAGCUUUUUAUAGAGAGGAUAGAAGUAAAAACGCACCGCAUACGCUCUGUUUUUUUUCAACAUCUGACGGAUGAUAUGUGAAUACAUUUAUGCCACAAGUUAUAAAACGAAGACGUAUGUUUUCCUUUAGAGGACUGCCUUGCAUUAUUUAUAUUAUAACCAUUCAAAUAGAUUCCAGAGUCUGAUCUGUAACAAAUUGCAUUCACAAUCCUUA
Pocillopora damicornis (cauliflower coral) is the source of this 3061-nucleotide messenger RNA. Its product is annotated as gamma-aminobutyric acid type B receptor subunit 2. Gene Ontology annotation, cellular component: membrane; G protein-coupled receptor heterodimeric complex. Gene Ontology annotation, biological process: gamma-aminobutyric acid signaling pathway; G protein-coupled receptor signaling pathway. NCBI's taxonomy places the organism in Eukaryota, Metazoa, Cnidaria, Anthozoa, Scleractinia, Pocilloporidae. The record is from RefSeq and is a predicted model, not a curated record. Gene Ontology annotation, molecular function: G protein-coupled GABA receptor activity.